Molecule: messenger RNA, 5329 nt
Organism: Symsagittifera roscoffensis
Lineage: Eukaryota; Metazoa; Xenacoelomorpha; Acoela; Convolutidae
Product: maestro heat-like repeat-containing protein family member 1
Exons: 1
Coding region: 147-5216 (1689 amino acids)
Cellular component (GO): cytoplasm
Source: RefSeq, a predicted model, not a curated record
UAUUAGACACAGCGAUUAAUAUUUCCGCCAUUAAUUGAUGGCUUCUCAACUUAAGACUGUGUAGGUAUUCAGUGGUUUUGGAUAGAUAUCUUAGUAACUUCACAAAGCACUUUAGUUCCUUUUUACGCCUCAACUCGUCCUACUCGAUGGGGGACAAUUCAGGCGACAAAGUGCUCCUCUCCGUUAUAAACUCAUUGUACACAAGUUGCGGUGACAGAAGCUCUGCAGUUCAAGAAAGUGCUAAGAAUUCUCUGGUCCAACUGAGUCUUGCGAACGCCGAAACAGUUCUGCUGAGUGCUUGCAAUUUCCUCAACAACAAAGGAGCGCCAUCCAAAACACAUCAAAUCGCAAUUUUAGAAGUGCUAGAAAAAAGCGUAAAAGAUGGCAAUCAACAAAAAAUUACUCCCGGUUUGGCUAGAAAGUUAAUAGAAUGCAGUGUUGGAGUUAUGAUCAAUAACAAGGAGGUGGUUCCCGAGUUACAAGGGGCUGCCAGUUCUGUUCUGGUAGCUUUGAGCAUGAACAACUUUCAAUCUGUUUGGAACGAGUUGGAAAAAAAAUUAGACCCCGGUUCUCUGCCGCAUUAUUUCACACUAAAAACGUUGGGAACCCUCGCUACAUUGCAUGCUCAAGAAAGUUGUCCAAAACUGAAACGUAUUUUAGGACUUCUAUUGCCAAUGUUUGGUAUGGUCAAGUUAGACAACAUGAAGUUUGUCUUUGCGACGACAAUUGCUGAGUUUUGUUCAGCAAUACAUGAGGCAGUGUCGACUGAGCCCGAGAAAUUGGCGGAUUUCAAAACCGAGAUUGAAGCCGAGAUUCUGUCGUGUUUUGACGUCAUUUUCAAUGUUUGGAUUGCCGUCAAAGAUCAAAGAGUUCAGUUGGCUGUUUUAGAAGCGACUACUAAAAUUUGUUUUCUUCUACCUUCAGGAAAAUUUGAGGAAAAUGUUCCCAAAAUAACCCAAACGAUAUCCAACAUGAUGAAAAAAUCAAAAGAGCAAAUAACGCUUUUAAUCAUUCUUGGAACUUUUUUGGAGGCGUGCGUUGAACAAAAAAGCGCAGGAUUGGAAACUAUUUUUGACCAAGUUUGGAAUACUCUUUUUGUCAUUGUGAUGAGUUUGAACGAAAGCGAGCUGGCAACCAACAAGACUUUCAAAGAACUUUGCAAGAUUUACUCAACACUGAACAAGCGCUUUGAUCAGAAACAACUCUUGACUAUAAUGUCUAAAUUUGAUAGCAAAGAAGAGAAUCAAAAAAUAUUCGGUCUUGUGAUUCUGAGACAUCUGAUAAAUUUUGACUCCGAGCGUAUGAGCACAGGUGAUAAGAAAGGCGUGAUUGUCAGUGGUUUAAAAAACAUCCUUGAAGAUCAAAGUUUGAAGGUGCGCAAAAAUCUAGCCCUGACUAUUCUCGCCAUUGCUCUUCAGGAUUUUCUAUCUACUGAAGGAUCUUACCCAUUGAUUGAAUUUAUAGUAGUAAAUAGUGCUUUAAAAUCGAGUGAAAAACCCGCCAAAUCAGGAGUCCGCAAGGUGAAGGAUACUGAUAUGGCUAGCCAACUGGUUAAUGAGCUAGUAAUGACCUGCCAAAAUGUGUUGCACAAAUUAUUUACGAACAUCAUAUCCCUAAACUUUGUUCUUUGGCCUGACAGUAUGCAGUUUUUGAUGUCGGCGAAAUGUCACCAUUCAGUGCACAACUUGAGUUCGAAUCUCUUGCUUCUCCUUAACAGUUUGGUAGAAAACGGCGAUGAGGAACUUUUCUCAAUCGAUUUUGAAGAGCAUAUAAAUCUGCCUCGGCCGAUUGAGCUUUUCGUCCGAAUGAUCAUCUUGAGUGGAGAUCCUCCGAUAAACUCUUGUGGUACAACCUACAUGAACCUGCUCCAACUUUUGAACCCUUUCUUUGAGGACGAAAUUCAAAAAAUGUGGUCAAAAGUUAUUCCUAAGUUAGUGACUUAUUUGGAAGUUCACGAGAGCGAAAACUCAUUUGAUCAAGCUGCUUGGGAAGAACUUCUUUUGAAGUUGUUCUACAGAACUCUAGGCUUGUGGGACGACGAAGAAAUUUACAUUCAAGUAGCAGACGCUCUCAUAGCCCAGCUGAACUUAUUUUACCUCUCAAACAAUGACAGUCAGUCUAAAUAUUUCACCUACAAAUGUCUAGGCUUCGUCAUGCGACAAUCACAGAGUAAAAAGUUAGUUGACAAAGUUGUGGCGGAAACCUUAGGUACAGUUGAUCAUUUAGAUCAACAUCAAAGGGAAGGUUAUGCUAUCGGCUUAGGAUACGGAGCUGCCACACAUUUGGACCAAAUUUUAGAAAAACUGGAUUGUAUUCUCAAAGGAAAACCACUCGAGGAGCCAAAACCAGCCGAAGCACCGCCUCCAACUAAAAAACGAUUCGGAUUGUCAAGCUCAUCUAGCUCUGCUCCGAAAGCAGUGACCAAAGCGGUCGACGAUAAAUUAAAGGCAACAGUUAUGUUGGCCUAUGGGAACGUUUGCUUCUACGCGCCCAUCAAUUUGAUAACAUCUCGAAUGGAAGCUUCCAUUUUGAAAUCACUGAACCCCCAUUUCGCAUCAGCGAAAGAUUUAUGCCUCCGUCAAAAUGUACUAAGAGCCACUAAACUUUUAGCAAAAAGUAUGCAUGAGGAUCAUCUGAAACAGAAAUACGUGUUUAAUAACCGAAAUGACAUUAUCAAAAGUCUGCUCACAAUUAUCCACUCGGAACCGAAUUCAGUUUUGACAACAUCCACUCGGCAACUCGGCUUUGUAGCGCUCGCUGCUCUGGCGCAGUUGACUCCAACACUGACUGACUCGGAUGUGGAAAAUGUUAUCACAACUUGUUCACAAUCUAUUAUGUCACUUUCUCAAGACAACAACAGCCACGAAAACAAAAAAGUCGAAACUAUAUCGGACGAUGAGUAUUCCAAACUAAUUCAAGAAGCGUUUGAUGAUUUCUAUGAUUUAUUAGAAGAAAUCACCAAGCUGGCCAAAUCUAACUUUGGACAGAUGUUCAAAAUUUUUGGACAUUUAGAAAAUGAUCUUCUGAGCAACUCUUCGGCUGAAAAGUUGCGAUCAUUAAAAGCAUGUCUGAAAAUUUUUGAAACCUUCGAGUCACAGUUCAAAUUUGCUGAUAAUUCUUCGUGUGAAGGCCUUGGUCAAAUUUUGGCGCGUCUUUUACCGCUCUGCAAUGACGAGGAAUCAAAUAUUAGGAGCACCAGUUUGAAAUGCAUUGAGCGUUUGUACAAAAUAUCUACUCUAAAUAAACCCGCUGACGAAGAUACAAAAGCUACAGUUGAAUCUGUUUUCGACAAAAUUCGAGUAACAAUUGAGUCGACUGUUAAUUCGUUCGGUCAACUGAACGAUUUGUCAAAAGUAGUUUCCUUUAUGGUGGACGUUCAAGAAAUUUUACAAUACACUUUGACACUUUUUGGAGGUAUCUCAAACUCGAAUCAGAGUCAUUCGGCCGCAGCAUGCAUUGCUCUAAACGGGAUCUUCAAGCACAGAAGUGAGCAGUUCAACCAUAACAUAUCUUCUAUCGUGUCUGAGUUCUGUAGUGCUAUGGAAACAGUUAUCAGUGAUGAAAAACUGAAACAAGGACUACUAAAAGCAUACAAGGUUUUCGGAGUCGCUCAUUUGAGUCCCGUGGUCCAAGAACUAUUGUUGUCGCAGUCGAUCCCGUACUCAGCGGCGACCAAGGAACUCUGGACUUCACUUUGCUCCGUAAACUCUAACGUUACAACCCAAGUACUGAGGCUAUUUUUGGAUCUUCUUACAACUAAACAGCCAUAUGAAGAAAAAGGAACAGUUAGAACGGCCUCUAGAAUCGUUCUAGCCAUAACUUUGACGUUUGAAGUUCUAAAAGACGUUGAGAAUGUACGCGAAGUUGUUAAGACCCUAUUUCCAGAGUUACUUAUUGCGCUCUUAGCAAACGUUGGAUCACUUCUGAAGACAGAAAACCUGAAACCAGCGAGUGGCGCAGCAAAACCAGCAUCAAAAACAAGUAGAUUCAGUCGGAAGAAGAAAAACGCAGAAGAAAAAGAGUCGGACGUGUCAGGGCAAACGACAAGCUUAAUAGUGCCGAGAGAGGCGGCGAGCAGUGCGCUGAAAUAUUUGCUCGAAACACUAAACAACGAAGUUCCGUUCAUACAACAAUGUGAACAAUUCCAAGAAAAGCUCACACAAAAGGAUACAGUGUUUGAAGGUAUUGAAAAACUUGCGGAUGUCAUAUGCGAAAAUCUAGGCGAUUAUUUAGCGAGGAUUGUGCCUUUGGCGUUUAAUACAUUGAAUAGUGUUUACGAGGAUCAAAGAAGCUGCGCAGCAUCAUUUUUUGGGCAACUAGUUUUUAAUAAAUGCGGCGGCCAAGAUGGCGGUUUGAUAGAUUCAGUUAUGAAUGUAUUACUUUCUAAAUUAAUUGACAGUUGCUACGAAGUUAGAAAAAUAUCUCUAGAAGCGAUUUCUAACAUCGCAAACGCAGGAAUUGAAAAUGUGAAACGCUUCAGCACGCCAGUUUUGAACGCGUUAGUAAUGGGUCUCGAAGAUAAUAAAGAAGGCCCUCAAAACGAAAUUACCCUAGUAAGUUUGAAUGGGUUGCAGAAAGUUUUGGAGGUUAUCGAUGAGCCUUCGGUUCGCAAUGUGUUAAACACUAUUUGCAUUCGUAUCAAAUCCUGCUACGAAAAGAAUCACGCGAAAGUUAGAAGCGCUGCGUUUCAACUUUUUGGCUCAUUGACCAAAUUUUGUACAGAUGAGUCUAAAGUAACGUUCAUUGACCAAAUACAUUCAAUUUUACCAACUUUGCUCCUGCAUACAAAUGACGAAGACGAGGAUGUCACACUUGCAUGUAAGAAAACAUUGAAUCAAGUUUCACCGUUAUUGAAAAGCCCAAAAUUGCAACAGUUUUGCGAAAUUGCCCACAAAAAAUCAUUGGCUCAAUUUCAUUAUGGAGAGUUUCUGAACAAUGUUGCAAAGAGCCUAAUUGCUGAGAUUCCGGAGAAACUUAAUUUCUUCAUAACCUCGAAUGUUCAAUUCUUCAAGAGUGCGAACCCGAAGUUAAGAGCCAACGCAGCUCUCUUAGUUGGGUUUCUGGUCGGUAAUUUGCCCGAGGAACAAAGUCACGUGGUUUCGAUUGAUCACGUGUUGAACUCUCUGACCGCUCUUCUGAAGGAUUCGGAUGUUCAAGUGCGGUCAUACACUGCCGAGUCACUUGGAUUACUCAGUAACCUCAUAGCUAACGCCUAACAUUUGAUUAGUUUUCAUGUAUAUUGCCUAUCGUUAUCAACUCAACUCUAUCCGUUUCAUUUAUCCUCAUUUUAAUUCAUUCAGAUCUUGUUAACUGUAGCCCUGCUCAAAAA